AUGGUUUGUGCACUGGGCUCAGCCCGCUGCAACUCCGCCCAGUGCUCGCUCGCUAACUCAAAAUCUUGUGGAACCUGUAACGCACCCCCUCGACCUGGGUGCAACAACAACACCCGCGGCCUCUUCCCUGAAAACCCCUUCAUCAAUACUGCCACAAGCGGCGAGCUCGCUUCAGAUGUGAUUCGAAUCACCUCUACCGACAGCUCGAACCCAGGCCCAGUUGUUAAAGUACCCAACUUCCUCUUCUCUUGCGCCCCAACCUCCUUACUAAAAGGCCUCUCUAAAUCAGUUCAAGGCAUUGCUGGCCUUGGAAGUACUAAAAUAUCUCCUCCUUCACAAUUCUCCUCAGCUUUCAGUUUUGCUAGAAAAUUCGCCAUUUGCUUACCUUCACUAAGCGAAGGAGGUAAUGGAGCUAUCUUAUUUGGUGAUGGACCGUAUAACUUCUUUUUCGAAACCGACUUAGUUUCUUUGUUAACCUUCACUCCUCUUGUAACCAAUCCUGUAAGUACCGGGGCUACCUCUUUCGCUGGCGAGCAAUCGUCCGAGUAUUUUAUUAAAGUAAACCAGCUUAGAAUUAACAAUAAGGUCGUGCCCAUAAACAAACCCUUGCUUUCUAUAAAUAGCAAAGGUAACGGUGGGACUAAGCUCAGUACAACUAUCCCCUACACACUUAUGCAAACUUCCAUCUACAAGUCAUUUAUCAAUGUGUUCGUCAACGAGUUGAGGAUCACCAACGUUACAAUUAUCAAGACGAUCGCACCAUUUAAGGUGUGCGUCGACCCGAGCACGUUUUCGGCGUCGACAGGUACUGAUGGAGUACCCUGGAUUAAUUUUGAGUUGGAUGGUGCGAGUCAAGCAUGGACAUUGAUUGGAGGGAACUCUUUUGUUAGAGUUAACAAGGAUGUGUCCUGCCUUGGGAUUAUGGAUGGUGGAGAGAAACCAAGGACAUCAAUUAUCAUUGGAGGGCUUCAGUUGGAGGAUAAUCUAGUACAGGUUGAUAUGGCCAAGUCUAGAAUUGGGUUUAGUAGUUCCUUGCGGAUUUCUAGGACCAGUUGCUCCAUGUUUAAUUUCACUUCUAUUGCUUGAUUAACUGUAUAAUGUAUGUAUUUGUAAUAAUUGAGAGACCCAAUAUGUUAAGUACUCUCUUUUCUCGUUAUGAAGUUUUAGGGGAAA
Beta vulgaris subsp. vulgaris (sugar beet) is the source of this 1173-nucleotide messenger RNA. RefSeq names its product probable aspartic proteinase GIP2. The transcript has a single exon. Gene Ontology annotation, biological process: proteolysis. Bases 1 to 1086 code for a protein of 361 amino acids. The record is from RefSeq and is a predicted model, not a curated record. Gene Ontology annotation, molecular function: aspartic-type endopeptidase activity. Lineage: Eukaryota; Viridiplantae; Streptophyta; Magnoliopsida; Caryophyllales; Amaranthaceae.